Capronia epimyces CBS 606.96 is the source of this 786-nucleotide messenger RNA. RefSeq lists its product as uncharacterized. Gene Ontology annotation, cellular component: cytoplasm. Bases 1 to 786 code for a protein of 261 amino acids. NCBI's taxonomy places the organism in Eukaryota, Fungi, Ascomycota, Eurotiomycetes, Chaetothyriales, Herpotrichiellaceae. The record is from RefSeq and is a predicted model, not a curated record. The transcript has a single exon. Gene Ontology annotation, biological process: protein dephosphorylation. Gene Ontology annotation, molecular function: phosphatase activity; inositol diphosphate tetrakisphosphate diphosphatase activity.
AUGCCUGACCAGUGGGUUGACGCUGAUGGAAUCGCGGCAUCCUUGGCUGCCUUGAAUGUCGGAAACGAUUUGGCGACCAUCGAGCUCGACAAGUCUCAACCGCCUAGUCCAGACGGCUCAGGACAUCCAGUAAACUUUCAAGUCAUCGCUCCUGGCCUCUACCGAUCAAGCUACCCUCUUUUCGCACACUUUGAACUGCUUGCUGACCUCAAACUCAAAACUAUUAUCACUCUCGUCCCGCAACCUCUUCCACUCGAAUUUGAAAACUUCAUCUCAUCUAAUGGCAUCGUCCAUCACCACAUCCCAAUCCUCGCCAACAAGGACCCCACGGUAUAUUCCCCGGACGAAAUCGUCAAUAAGGUGGUGAAACUGAUGCUCGACCCGGCCAAUUAUCCCAUGCUCAUCCACUGCAACAAGGGCAAGCAUCGAAGUGGAACAAUUUGUGCUGCAUUUCGCAAGGUGACGGGCUGGACUCUUGAAGCUUGUAUCGAAGAGUACGAGCAGUAUUCGAAGCCCAAAGAUCGAGAUCUGGACAAGGUCUUCAUCGAACGCUACGACGCCUCAGUACUCAAACCUUUGGCAUAUGAGAGGGGUUAUAUCGGCGGUGCGUAUGGCAUGGGAAUAACAAGCACUGCUUCGACGAGAUCGUCUAAUUACACUACGAAUACCGUGGAGACCGCCUUUACCAGUGAGGGAAGCCAGCUCCUUGCCAACGACUACCAGGAACGUGUCAAAAGAGAGAACGACGCGUUCUUAGAGACUGCGAGAUCAUGGUCGUAUAGAUGA